Messenger RNA from Ilex paraguariensis (yerba mate), 799 nucleotides. Lineage: Eukaryota; Viridiplantae; Streptophyta; Magnoliopsida; Aquifoliales; Aquifoliaceae. The record is from the annotation of a GenBank genome assembly.
UUUAGGGUUAGGGUUUGGGUUUGGUCCGCCGGAGUGGUCAAUUUCUGAAACGCACACGGACACUCGCUCCAUGGGCAAGAGGGAGAAGAAGCUGAAAUCGAAGUCAGAUCACGAAAGCGACGACGAAGCACUAGCCGUAUUGGACGACGACGAUGACGAAGAGGCGAACGAGGACUUGAGCUUGAAAAUCGUCGAGAAAGCUAUGUUACGAGCGUGUAGCACCCGCCGAAACGACGGCGUUAUGGAAGAAUCAGAGAGCGGCGUUACUCUUAUCACCGACAUCCAAAACGAUGCCGCUUUCGAUGAAUCUAAAAGAAGUGGUCUUGUUGUUGCUGCGUCGCCUUCUGAAGAAGCUCAUGUUGUUACGAACAUGAAAGGUAGUAAGAAGACGAAGAAAGAGAAAUUGAAGAAGAAGAACCAAAAAAUUGAGUCCCAAAACGACACCGUGCCAAGUGAUAUAUGUUCGAAUUUCAGGAAGUUUUGUGGCGAAUUGUUCGCGGUUGAUGGUACACAGGAGGAAGACCAAGCAGAGAGAGGCAAAGCUCCAGUGGUUAAUGAAUUUGUUGAAACAAAUCCUGUUGAAAUUGCUGAUAAUAUUGUGCUGCGAAAGCUUCUUCGAGGGCCUAGGUAUUUUGAUCCUCCAGAUAGUGGUUGGGGAACAUGCUAUAAUUGUGGUGAAGAAGGCCAUACAACUGUGAACUGUACAUCAGCUAAGCGAAAGAGACCUUGCUUUGUUUGUGGAAGUUUGGAACACAAUGCAAAACAGUGUGCCAAGGUUUGUGAUGGUAAACAUGAAUAA